AUGGAACGACAUCGCUCAAAAAGAAAAUUAUUGGCGAAGGAAGAUCAGAGAGGUGGGAAUCCGACUCCAACCUCGCAAGAUAUCAACAGAUCUGGAUCUGUUGCUGAGUCGGAGACCGGCAGUCAAAGAUCAGAACCGUUGUCUCCCUGGCCUGAUUCCCCGGAAAGGCACCCCGGAAAGAUCCUUCCGCCUAACACCCCGCCUCCAAGCAAAUCCAGGAACAUAAGGGAGGGUGCAACGCCAAGCGGUACUCAAUCCAGCGCCUAUCAAACUGCAGAAGAUGGUGACGUAGAUAUGGUGAAUGAAUCUCGUGCUACUUCUCAGCCUGCACCGGAGGUUGUCCCUUCCCGAAGUAUUCUUGAUGUUGUCGCGCAGCGCGCGUCUCAGUAUCCUGAGGACUCAACAAUGAUCUUGAAGGAAGCAGAAUCUCGAUCUCAAAAUCCUGGUGAUGCCCCAUCUCAAGAGCACAAUCAUUCCGAUCCGAGCAUUGAGAUUGAGGAACAAACACCAAAUCCAAUUCAGGAACCUCGGGAUGGAAGGCGCUCGGAAUGCCCUCCAGCCGCCCCAGAAUCUCACCAGCCCGAGUCAAGUGGCGAUGAAAGUGAUGAGACCGACAUGGAGACAUCCGUCCCUUGCGCUUUGGGGGCGAGUAUUCCCCCGAGCAGUCAGCCAGAACAGCAAGUAGACAGCUCAGGUAACAGCUCGGGCCUAUCACUUCCAAGGUCCAUUAGGAAAAGUGUUCAAGUCGUCGAGAUGCCUGCCGUCCAAAUGACUCCUUCACACCGCGAGAAACAAGGUAACAAGACAGUUAACCCGGAGCAUUCAAGCUCCCAGCAGCCAUCAUCCCAAGCUGCCAAGACAUCCUCUCAAUCUCGAAUUCUCGCUACCUACCGCUCGCAAGAAAGCAACACACAAAGCGACCCUUCUCAAGAGGCACUAAACCCAUCUUUACCGGUCGAAGAUGAAUCCCUUCGGGUGGACGUGCUAGGUACUCAGACUCAAACCAGCAGCUCGCAUCCGACGUCGCAAGAGACCCCUCAGUCCCAUACAGAAGUUGUGCUCGAUUCGUCAAAAACCGCUCAGCACCAGUGGGACUCGUGUCUGUUCAGCUCACAGCCCUCUGCCAACUCUUCCUCUUUCCCUUUUGCUAGCUUUCAUCCGCAGCCCAUGUCCCAACUCAAUGGACCAAGCCAGAAUUAUAUGGGAGAACUGACCUCUCUCGAUGGCGCGACGUACUUCCCAGACACGUCUCUGGGUGAUUCAUCCGGCUGGACCGCUCCUGAUGCCGAAUCCCCAUCAAAGCCUCCCAAAAUCCGACAAAUUGAAGGCACUGAUACUAUGACGGCGUUCCAAAGUCCAAAUGGCGGGCUGGUGGCACGGCGUCAGAGCUUUAUUGACAAGCCCGACCAGACCGCCGAAGCAUUUAUGUUUUACGAAAAAUUCUGUAAUGACUAUCCGCCGUAUUCUGGAGGUUUUGCUCAUUUCACCGAGAUGUGCGCGAAGCUGCAGGCCCUUCGAGAAAAGGGUGCUCUGCAACGCUCCUUCCUGUGGGACGACUUUGUUAUCUUACAUCUCGAAGAGUAUCAGCGUCACGUGGAAGAUUGCGCGUCGCAAGAUUUCAAGACAUUGAAAUACGAAGACUUCUUCUGCUCAAGCUUUGCAAGGCCCCGGCACAAGAAACGAAGCCUGACCACUCGCGCGGUCAAUGUGGCUGCAUCUCAGUUUGUUCCACCUGAUACAACGACCUCAUCAAGUCAGCCGCCUCCAUGCCCAGUGGCUACCCAGGGCGAACGUGCACACCUUUCUUUCACGGCGAGUCUCGUGGACAGACUGUCAGACCUCCACACUCGUUCAUUUAACAAUGCCAGUGCCAAUGAUACUCCCAAUAGUCCUAGCACCAAAAGAGACAUGUUCCCUGCAACACAACAUUCGCCUUUACACCCUUCGGGCACACUGCCUACAGUACAAGUCAAAUUGGAACCGGAUAGUUCCAGCAAUGAAGUGAUGGACACUCAAGCUCAUACAAUGAGCAGCAGUGGGCAAAGGCCUGUACUUUCCAGCUCGGACCAGAAUAUGGAUGAUUCAAUGCAGCAUGACGAAGACGACACACAGAUCAAGCCUGGUUUGAGCGAUGUUGAUAUGACCGAAGCCGAUGAAUCUCAGGGGGCAGAUCGCACCCACCACAGAACUGCCAGCAUUGAACUUGGCGAUAAUAGCGAGGACCGCCACAGUUCUCUAAUUUCUCCCCCGGCUUCAACGCAGGCUGUCGCCGAAGUCGCCGCUUCCACUGACGAUGUCCAACAAGUGCCACCAAGGCCACGGCCCUGGUUCCGAUCACUCAGGAAUAUCUUUCCUGCUGGCCCCGUAUGGUCUGAUGACCCCAACACGCCCUUUAAGCGCUGGGCUCGAGAAGACCAGAAUGUUCUUCAGGAACUCAAUCGUCGUGGAGGGGCGAAGAUUCAACUCGAUGAUAAGGGUGUCAUCUGCCGUCCUACCUACAAACGAGAGAAGGGCCCUGGAUCACUAUGA
Molecule: messenger RNA, 2529 nt
Organism: Penicillium canescens
Lineage: Eukaryota; Fungi; Ascomycota; Eurotiomycetes; Eurotiales; Aspergillaceae
Exons: 1
Coding region: 1-2529 (842 amino acids)
Source: RefSeq, a predicted model, not a curated record